Dovyalis caffra is the source of this 552-nucleotide messenger RNA. NCBI's taxonomy places the organism in Eukaryota, Viridiplantae, Streptophyta, Magnoliopsida, Malpighiales, Salicaceae. The record is from the annotation of a GenBank genome assembly.
AUGAACUGCACACGUGGGACCCACAACACUGGCAACUCCCGCCGCCGGAGGAAAACCACCGUCUCCGGUCGCCGGAAGUAUGGGACCCCCACACCAACCCCUUUUUUGCAUUGGAAGUUUCUUCAAGACGAUAGCAAGAGCAGACAUUCCGCUGCCUCCGGAAGUGGUGGCAGCGGAGGCAGCGGAGGAGCGGCGGGCGGACAAAGAGGUGGUGAUGGUGUUGGUGGUUGUGGGGUUGCAGUGUCGGCUAGGACGCUCGCCGCUGGGCUGUGGAAGCUGGGCUUUGUUGGUGGUGGUGGAGGUGAUAAAGGUUUGAACUUGAAAUAUGUAAAAACUGAUGAAUUGGGGUUAGAGCCUGAUGUUGGGCAGGUAAAUACUGUGUUUCCCUCCCAUCACAUAAGCAGUGAGCAUGGUGCGGAAAAAAUGGAUCUUUUACAGACCCCAGAAUUUGUGUCCAAUUUAAAGCAUGGGAUCCUAUGCAAAGGUAGUUUGGACCCGUUAAAAAUGUCGGAAUACAUAUAUGCUGGACAACUUUUUCUAGAUCAUAAGUAG